CAUCCGCCCGCCCCGCGCUCUCCCCUUCCUUCCCAGCCUGCUUCUGCUUCUGGCGCUCCGCCUUCUUCUCCCUGCGCCGUUGCUCGGCUCCGGCCAUGGCGGGGGAACAGCGGCGGCGGCGGCUAAGCUAAGCCGCCGGGCAAGCGAUGCUCUCGCGGCCGGAGCGAAGGAGCCGCCCGGGCCCCUGACGCAGAAUUGUAGAAAGCGGCGGCGGCGGCGAGGAGGAAGAAGAAGAAGAAGAGAGUGGCGAGCCAUUCCGUGUCGUGCUGUUCCCUAAGCAGUUGAGCUCAGUGGGUUAUGGGAUGGAUGAAGCUGAGCAGGACCAGUCUGAAGCCCGCCUCAAAGAGCUCUUUGACAGCUUUGACGUCACCGGCACUGGCUCCCUGGGGCACGAGGAGCUGGCCGAGCUCUGCCACGUCCUGCAGCUGGAAACGGUUGCCCCGGGGGCGCUGCAGCAGACGCUUCUGCAGGGCGAUCUCCUGAGCCGGGUCCACUUUGACCAGUUUAAAGAAGCCCUCAUCCUCAUCUUGUCCAGGACAUUAACGAAUGAAGAGUCCUUCCAAGAACCAGAUUCUUCCCCAGAAGCCCAGCCCAAAUACAUCAAAGGUGGGAAGCGCUAUGGGAGGCGAUCUCUGCCAGAGUUUCAGAAAUCUGUGGAGGACUUUGCGGAGGUGACAGUGAUCGAGCCUCUGAAUGAGGAAGCCCAGCCAUCUUGCAUCUCCAACAAUGACUGCGAGGAGCACUGGAGAUCCCAAGACAGCGAGGAGUAUGAGGCCGAAGGUCAAUUGAGAUUCUGGAAUCCCGACGACCCGAAUGCCUCCCCGAACAUCUCCCCCACUCAAGACUGGAUAGAGGAGAAGCUGCACGAGGUCUGCGAGAGCCUAGGCAUCUCCAGAGACGGGCAUCUCAGCAGGAAGAAGCUGGUCUCCAUUUGCAAACAGUACGGCUUGCAGAAUGUUGACAUGCAGGUGGCAGAGGACGUCUUCCGCAACCUCGAGCACGACGGAACAAUGAGCAUCGAAGACUUCUUCUACGGCUUCUUCAAAAUCGGGAAGCCUCUCCCACCUUCGGCUUCGACCCCCUACAGGCAACUCAAGCGCCAUCUCUCCAUGCAGUCCUUUGAUGAAUGCGGGAGGCGGACCACCACGCCUUCGGCAAUGACAAGCACCAUCGGCUUCCGCGUUUUCUCCAACUUGGAUGACGGAAUGGGCUAUGCUGAGGUAGAGCAGAUCCUUGACGCCUGGCAGGAAGAAGGAAUUGAGAACAGCCAUGAGAUCCUGAAGGCCUUGGAUUUCAACCUGGACGGAAGAAUUAACCUGACGGAAUUGACUCUCGCCCUGGAAAAUGAGCUUCUCAUUUCAAAGAACGGAAUAUACCAGGCUGUGCUGGCCAGCUUCAAAACAGAGAUCCGACAUUUAAUGGAGCAAGCGGACCAAGAAGCCCGAGAGAAGGAGAAGCUCCGUUUGGACUUGGAGAAGGCGGAGAAAUGGAAACUGUUCAUGACCUCCGAGGUGGAUGAGCGGCACUCUGCCAUCGAGCGCCAAAACGAAUACAACCUAAGCAAGCUGGAAGAUGAGUACAAGGAGAGGGUGGCAGCGCUCAAGAGCGAGCUGCAGAGAGAGCGCGAGCAGAUCCAGCAGCAAGCCAGCAAGCAGCAGGCCGACCUGGAGCAGGAGAUGGCGAAGCUGAGGACCGAGGAGAACGACUUGCGGGACUGCCUGGCUCUGACGCUGAAGGAGAACAGCCGCUUGGAGAACGAACUCCAGGAAACCGGAGAGAAGCUACUGAAAUGCCAGGGCACCAUCAGCAAACUGCAGAAGAACUGGGAGAACGUCCUAGCGGAGAAGUAUGGGGAUCUCGAUCCUGGCAGCGCAGAGUUCUUCCUCCAGGAGGAGCGGCUGAUGCAGAUGAAGAAUACAUAUGAACGGCAGUGCAGGGAACUCCAAGACCAAAUCGACGAGCUUCAGUCUCAGCUGGAAGAGUACCAGGGUCAAGGCAGAGUUGUCCGGCUGCCUCUGAAUGCCUCUCUCUACGAGGAGCUGGACGAUAGCUCUCAAGCGCCUGAUUCUGAAGACUGCAACCCACUAAAUAUGAGCAUAGAAGCCGAAAUGGCUAUCGAGCAAUUGAAAGAUCAGCACCAACAGGACCUCUGCAGCUUGCAGGAGGAGCUUCAGAACAGGCUGUGCCAUUAUCAGAAGCAGCUGGAGGAGAGCAAGACUCGCUGCGGCCAGGAGCAAGAGAUCCUGCAGCAGCAUCACGCCCAGGAAAGGCAGGCCUUGGAAGAGCAGGUUGACCGGCUGCAAGCCCAGGUGUCUGAGCUCCAGGAGGAGCUGGGGAGGCUCAGGCAAGAGUGGCAGGAGGCCGACUCCCAGCAGAAGGCGGAGACGGGCAGCCUGCAGGCGUCCUUGGAGGAGAAGGCCAGCCUGGUGGACCAGCUGAAGUUCCAGCACCAGGAGGAGCUGCAGGCCAGGUUGCAGGAGGCCCGCGAGGGUUUCGGCCGUGAGCGGGAAGAGCUGGUCCACGCCAGGGUCCGGCUGGAAGAGAAAAUGAGAGCCAUGGUGCAGGUCGUGCAGGAAGAGAAAGCAGAGAUGGAGGGCGGCUUCCACGAGCAGCUGCAGAGGCUGGAGGAGAAGCAAGUCCUGGAGAAGGAGGCGCUGCAGCAAGAGCUGGCGGGGAAGUAUCGGGAGGAGCUCCAGGAGGAAAGGGCAAAAAUGGAAAAUGAAUUUAACGGAAGAGUUUCUCGGAUGGAGGAGCAGUUUGCCGUGGACCGACAGGCGCUUGUGAGCAAGUACGGGGAGGCCCUGAAAGGCCUCGAGGAGCGCUACCAGCGGGAGUUGCGCGAAGCCUCUGAGGAGAAAUCUCAGUGGGAGUUUGAGAAGGAUGAAACGGCCCAGGAAGACGCCGAGGCCCAGGAGAGGUGGAAGGAAAUGCUGGCGAAGGAGAAAGAGGCUUUGUCGGCCCUCACGGAAGAGAAGCAUCUUCUGGAGAAGCGUUUUGAGGAGUGCGUGAGCUCUCUGGUCCUGGAGAAGGAGCAGCUGCAGAAGCAGCUGGAGGAUGUGACGGAAAGGGAGCGCGAGCUCCACCGGGGACUCCAGCGAAGGCAAGAGGUCCACGAGCAGGAGCUCCAGAAGAGAGGAGACGAAGGAGAAAUGUCCGGAGUUGAGGAAGAUCAGCAGCUCCUUCUCCGGAAGCUCAGGAGGCUGGAGGCUGAAUUCAAGCAGGAGAAAAGCAAGCUGACUUCAAGGCUCGCCACCGUGGAACACCUGGAACAGGAGGCGCUCAGCAGAGCGGCUGAAGAGGAGGAGGAGCUGACUCUUGAAGGCAACAUUGACGAGCUUCAGCAGGAGCUGCAAUGUCUGUCCAAACUGCAAAGAAAUUUAGCUUUUUUGAACAGAGAAGCAGACACGCAGAGGGGUGAUUUCCCAGGGCCAGCAAAGCCCCAGGAGCCAAGGGAACUGAUGGACUUUCUUGCGGACCAGAAAAAGGACCAAGAUCCCUCAGCAGAAGGUGGCGCAGCAGCAGCUGUCUCCACAGAGGGGAAGCUGCUGAGAAGCCCAGGUCGCUCUCCUAGUUUUAUCGCACUGGUUCCAGAAUCGUUGGGGGACUCGCGGUUGCUGAACGUAAGGGACCAAGAAGACGCUCAAGUGAAAACGGACGGUGGCAUCGGAGAGUCAGGCAGCCUGGCGAUGGAAAUUGAAGAGACAAUCCUGGAAGGACCCAUGGAGACGACGCUUGUCUUGGAGAAGGCCUAUGAGGAGAUCUGGGUGGAGAACGAUACCCUCAAGCGCCAGCAGCGCCAGCUUCGAGAGCGAAUCAGCCUCCUAGAGGCCGAAUGUGACCAGGCCACUCUGGACCGGCAAGACAUGGCUUCCCAGGUGGAGAAGGAGCUGGACGAGAUCCUCAAGACGAUCCCCCAGCCUAACGCCUUGCCCUGCGGAAGCGAGGAGUGCAAGGAGAGUCUCUGUCGGGGACAAGCCAGUGUUGCAAAACUGCACCCAGAUUGCGUCAGAGGGAGCAAAAGGCCCUCGGCCGGAGCCCCAGAGGCCGAACUCCACGCUGUGGAUAUGGCAGACCACAGAGGGGCAAUUGGGUCUGAGAAGGGAGAGCUGGAAAACCAGGCGCCAGAGCUUUGGGGCGCGGCCGCCGAGAGAGACGCGAGCUCCAGGGCGGAGAACAAAGGUUUCCCCGUGCCAGAAGAACUCGAGCUGCAGAACCAGACCUUGAAAGCCGAGGUGGGCAAGUUGCUCGAGCAGAAUGCCAGGCUGGAAGACCACCUGCCCCAGCUGCUGCAUCUGCAGAGCAGGCUGGAAGAGAGCGACCGAGAGAGUCUCGCGCUGACGCAGGAGAAGGUGCAGCUGCAGGAGCGGGUGAUGGAGCUGGAAGAAGCCCACGGACAGGUGUCCGCGGAGAACGCCGAGCUUCUGAGCACCAACCUGGUCCUGCAGAGCCGGCUCGGCAAGAUGGAAGCCUUUAUGGCGACCCUGAAGACCACCCCGAAAUCAGGGCGGCGCCACGGCUGGGGUGAGAACGGAGCCCGGGACGCGGAGACGGAGGCAAGGGGGCUCCUUGAGCUGAACAGGAAGCUCAAGGAAAAGGUGGCGGCGCUGCUGAAGCAGAAGGGGACCCACGCUCAGGAGAGGGAGGACUUGAACGCAGCGCUGUGGGGCUUGAAGAGCGCCUGUGGCGAGCAGCGGCGGGAGCUGGAUCUCAUGAGGUGUGAGAUGGAUCGCCUCAGAGAGGAAAAUGCUGUUUUACGGAACGAAAUCGCCUUUAUGAACGAGGAAGGCAGCAUUUGCGACCUGCGCUUGAGGGAGCUUAACGGGUCUCGAGAAGAACUCUGGCAGCAAGUGGAGUCUGUGCAGAAAGAGAAAGUUGCGGCGCAAAAAUUGGCCAAGAACCUGAAGAAGCAGGCCUCAGAACUGAAAGCCCGGAAUCAGCAGCUGGAGUUUGAGAAUGCAGAGCUUGACCGAAAAACGUCUCCCCACCAAGUGGAUGCACAGGAUCUUAACCAACGGCUGCGGAAGGUCCUUCGGCAGAAGGAGGCGGGGAAGGGUGUGCCGGAGGAGAGGGAAGGCUCCUGGCUCCGGGAGGAACUGGAAAACUGCAAACUCCAGACACUGGAGAUGGAGCUGUCUCAGCUCAGGGCUCAGGCCCUUGCCCUGGAGCAGGAGAACUACUUCCUCAAGGAAGAGCUGGAAAAGGGAAAGCAGAUUCCCAGGUGCCCGGACCUCUCUGACCUCCAGAAUGAGAUUUCCGGUGUAAUUGUGAAAAACGAGAAGCUUUUGAAAGAGAACGAAGCCCUCAGUGAGGAGCUGAACAGAUGUGCGCAGAAGGUAGCCAAAGUGGCCUUCCUGGAGGAUCUCGUCGCUUCCCUGAAGCAGGAGAAGUCGUCUCUGGAGCGCCAGAAUCAGACUCUGAAAACUCAGAAGGCAGCGUCGCAAGACAAGAUGCAGAAUUUUGACGAUGCUGUGCAGAAUACCCAGGUGUCCAGGCUCAAGUCUGACCUCCGGGUGUCCCAGCAGGAGAAGGAGGCUCUGAAGCAGGAAGUGAUGUCGUUACACCAGCAGUUGCAGACCAGCAGUGAUAAGAAUCGGGCCCUUGAAGCAGCUGUACAUUCGGCGGGGCUGCAGAGCCAACAGAAGCAGCUGUGCUGGGACGAACUGGGUCUCCUGGCCAAGCAAGACCAGCAGCUCUUGAGGCAGGACAACGAGCGGCUCCAGCAAGAGCUCCAGAGCGCCAAAUCAGAUCUCGCUCAUUCCAGAGAGAAGAUCCGUCAGCUGGAAUCCGCCAUCCUGACCCAGAAGCACUUAAAACACCAAAGCCAUUCGGGUAUCGUGAACGCCAUUGAGCAGGAGAAGCUGAGCCUGAAGAGGGAGUGUGAGAGGCUGCAGAAGGAGCUGGCCUCAGCUAACCGGAAGAUCAGCCAGAUGAAUUCCCUCGAGCACGAGCUGGAAGCCAUCAAUCUAGAAAACGAAGGCCUACGGAAGAAGCAGGUCAAACGGGACGAACAGGUGAUGGAGCAGCUGCUACACUCGAGCUCCAGCGUGAUGCUUAGCCCGUCUCAGCAUCCUCGCGACCUCCAGCAGCAAGGCUGCCCUAUGGUCCCCCGGGAGGAGCACCAGCAGCUCCAGCGCCAGUUACUGCAGGAGGAGAGGAGGUGCCAGCGUCUGCAGGAGGAGCUCGAAAACCGGCCCUUGGAGACGAACAUGGCCCAGGGUGGACAAAAGCAUCUGCUCAAAACCAUGGAAAAGCGCAUGAUGGAUGUUGAACAGCAGCUGAGGCUUGUGAAGAGGCUUCUCCAAGACAAAGUCAAUCAGUUGAAAGAACAGCUUGCCAAGAACACGAAAGCCGACGAGAUGGUGAAGGACCUCUUUGUGGAGAACGCACAGCUUCUGAAGGCCUUGGAGAUGACCGAGCAGAGGCAGAAGACGGUGGAGAAGAAGAACUACUUGCUGGAAGAAAAGAUUGCCAACCUUGGCAGGAUCGUCAAGAACCUGACCUCGCCCACCUUGGGCUCCGCGGCUCAGCUGGGGUCUUAGCAAAGCCAUACCCGCCUGUCUCUGCACAGCUCGGAGCACACUUUACUUAAAACUGCCUUUUCAAUGCUGCCCUUUUAACAGUAGUGACAAAGGCUGCCCUUUGGGCUGUUCAUUCGCCGCCCCAAAGAAACCCCGAUUCUGUUAUUGGGUGCACAUUAUCCCCAGAUGCGUUUUGGCGCAAUGUCGCUCUGCCAGCCCCAGAAGGUGGCCAGACCGAGGCUUAUCUUCUCAUCAGGGGGCUCAGGAAACGCCAGAGCUCUUAGAGUUUCUCGUUUCCUGAUCUGACGGGGCAGCAGAGGUGAGAAAACAGAUGGGAAGUGGGCAGAGCAGAGAAGACCAGCUGAGGACAAGGGAGAUUUGAACCCCAGGCUCUUGGGGAUUAAGGGGAGAUCUGUAGAUGGAUCUCUUCAGGGAAUCUCAGGGCCAGGAUCCAAACGUGGACCUCAGGGCGCCCCGUAGCCCACAAGCAUCACUGCUCAAAGGGCCACAUUGCUCAGACAGGUGAACCAAGCCUGGAGAAUGUUUAAUCAAGGGUGGGGAGCCACAGGCCUGGGAACCAAUUGCACCCCAUCUUUGCCUCUCUAGAUGCCCCUCCGGAUGGCCCCUAGGCCACAUCCCCUCCCCACAAGCCACAGCCCCUCCCCAGCCCUGCUCCACACACCUCCUGAGGUUCCUUGCCUGGCUGGAAUGUGCCCAUGAGGGCAGGAUAAUUCCUUCUGCGUGUCUGCAAGGCUGUGCAUCCCUUUAGGGAAGGGUUGUAGCUCAGUGGUAGGGCACCUGCCUUGCAAGCAGAAUGUCCCAGGUUCAACCCCCCCCCCCAGUCGGGCUGGGGGAGGCUCUGGAGAGCUGCUGCCAGUUGGUGUAGACUGAGCUGGGUGGACCAAUGGUCUGAUUCAGUCUAAGGCUCUAAUGUGCCAGUGUGGCAUCUGAGAGAGGGAGAGAGAGAGAGAGAGAGAGAGAGAGAG
Zootoca vivipara (common lizard) is the source of this 7504-nucleotide messenger RNA. RefSeq names its product ninein (gene NIN). Gene Ontology annotation, molecular function: calcium ion binding. Gene Ontology annotation, cellular component: centriole; pericentriolar material; ciliary transition fiber. Lineage: Eukaryota; Metazoa; Chordata; Lepidosauria; Squamata; Lacertidae. The record is from RefSeq and is a predicted model, not a curated record. Gene Ontology annotation, biological process: centrosome localization; microtubule anchoring at centrosome; centrosome-templated microtubule nucleation.